Messenger RNA from Caenorhabditis sp. 36 PRJEB53466, 3154 nucleotides. The record is from the annotation of a GenBank genome assembly. Lineage: Eukaryota; Metazoa; Nematoda; Chromadorea; Rhabditida; Rhabditidae.
AUGCAGACUGAGGCUCUCGUCAUGUGCUUUGUAUUCAAACAUCAAGCGAUCGCAGUCGCCGCGAACAUUCAUAUAUUCCCAAUCGGAGUCAAGCCCUUCCUAUAUUUCCUUGUUCUCAUCAUCCCGUUUGCUGUUGGCGGCGUCUUCAAGUAUGUUAGUCUGAGUGACGAGGAUCAGUGGACGUAUAUCUCACAAGUUCUGGCAUGAUUAUCAUUCUCUCUCUCAAAUAUCAUCGAUUCAGAGUUAUCAAGAGUAUUAUUCGAGUUUUCAACAACUGCCCAACUUUGUACUCUAUCGAAAAUCUACGGUAUUCAUAUUUACGGCCGCACUGGUUUUUUGUACAGGGCUUCUCGUCAUCGCUUCAAUAAUAGUUAUGACUUUUGAUAUGUUCAACAUGAUGCGCCUUCUUAAAACAAAAAUAUCCUUGGCCAAAUAUCAUAAGCAUCAGCACGCGAUCAGAAGUCUUCUCGUACAGACCGCAACAUCUCUCCUAUGCAUUCUACCACCCGCUUCUUUCAUAAUCAUCAUAUUUCUGGACUUUCCAAGCGUGCAGCGUAAACAAAUCGCUUCUCAUUUCCGUCAACAACAAAAAAAACCGAUUAUUUCAGUGAUCGGAGAUCUGUGCAUUGCCUGGAUAACCACUCAUUCGUCGAUCAGUGUCAUUUGUCUCAUGAUAUUCUUUCCGCCGUUUAAAAUGUUCAUUGUUCGAUUUUUCAAGCGUUUCGGAAGAGAUCUUCGAACAGUCUCAGCUCCUUUAUCAAUCAUUGUCAUUACUUGACGAGCUAUUUUUAUUUUUUUUUAGCGGAUAUUAGCUCUUCUUUCGCCAAAAUGAAUUUCCUCUGUCUCUCUCUCGGCUCAUUCAGUCCUUCCAAAUGUACAUCCACUGGAGCCAUUACUAUCUGCCAAAGGCCUUCUGUCUCCUCUCCUUCGUCGCCAAUCCCAUUUUCGUCUAUUUAAUUGUCACCGAAAAAAAGACGUCCGCCAUUGGAAACUAUCGAUUUCUUUUCCUGUUUUUCGCCAUUUUCGAUAUGACCUAUUCGACUGUCGAAUUGUUGGUUCCGGUGGUAAAACGAGGGUGUCGGAGAGCUGUAGACUGUUUUGUGUUUGAGGGUAUUCACGGGACCGGAGCAGCGUUCAUCGUCUAUCUAACCGACGGCCCGUUCUACGGGGAAGAUGUGUGUUUUUACUUUUUCCAGGUUGCCUUUAAAGGACCAGGGAACGCUCGGAGUUUAUGUGUCCGACUGAAUUGCUUCUUAUUGCCACAUUCACUGUCCGAGCCCCAACUUUCAGAAAUCAGCUGUGAAUGGAACAGCGCUUAGUCAAAGCUGUGGCCGUGGCCGAGAAAAGUUCUAGGCCUUGUGUGUGUGUGUGUGUGAGAAAAGUUCUAGGCCCUCUCUUCCGGAUUUUUUUUUUUUGAAGAAAAAAUAACUUUAAAGCAGACUUGCUAAAUUACGGGCCGGGCCGGAGAAGUGCCGACCCGGCCCGGUCGGCCCGGCUCAAAAGGCGCGAAUUCAAAUUUUUGGGGAAAAUCUAUUUUUUCGUUUUUUUUUUGCGGGGAUCAAAAUUAAAACUUUUGCUUUGAUGCCAAUAAAAACUAUUUUUGAGAACUACAUUUCUUUUUUAUGCUCGAUACUUGCAAAAUUCGUUAGUUUUACGAAAAACAAACAUUUUAUUUAAUCAAUAGUUCAAAAUUUGGAUUCCCGCUUUUUGAACAGGCCGUGGCCGAGAAAAGUUCUAGGCCUUGUGAUCUUUUCCGGAUUUUUUUUUUUGAAAAAAAAAGAACUUUAAAGACCCAGGGAACCCUCAAAUUUUCUGAUUUUUUUGUGUCUGUUUGAAUUGUCUCUUAUUGCCUCGUACACUGGUGAAAUGCUGACUCUCAGAAAUGCCAAUGAACGAAACGGCGUGCAGUUGAAGUUGUGGCCGUGGCCUAGAAAACUCCGGUGUGAAAACUCUUCCCUGUGAGCAGUUUGAUGCUCUUGCACUAUCUAUGUAUGGGCUGCUGAUUUGUGUGAAUGUUUUGCAACGUAUGAAGAUUGUGCCGAACGCAAAAAAAAAUCCGAAAAAGAUCACAAGGCCUAGAACUUUUCUCGGCCACGGCCACAGCUUUGACUAAGCGCUGUUCCAUUCACAGCUGAUUUCUGAAAGUUGGGGCUCGGACAGUGAAUGUGGCAAUAAGAAGCAAUUCAGUCGGACACAUAAACUCGGAGCGUUCCCUGGUCCUCUAAACUAUUAAAAAUUCAUGCGAAUACCCCUCAGAGACUGCGCCUCGGGCAACUGGCAAUCUCCAUUCGUUGCGGCUGCAUUUCGCUCUCCUACGGCAUUCUCGUCGUUCAUUUUGUCUACAGAUACAUUGCUCUGUUUCAGUGAGUUUGUACGUGACCAACCAUAAAACUGGCCACUUCCUUUCCAGCCCUCACUUUGUUUACAAAGUUUUGCAGCCGAGAGGAAUUGCCGGCAUUCUCCUCUUCUUUUUCGCGCACGGAGUUGUUUGGACCGCAGUCUGCGAGCUGUUCCUGUACGGAGACCGAGAAAUGAGCGAGUACGUUCGGAAGGCGUUCGACGACGAGUACGGUGUCGAUUCGGAUGAGAUCGCGAUCUUGGGAGCAACUUAUUUGGUAUGUCCAGUGGUUGGUUCGCAGCCCCGUCCGUGUAAUUGGAAACAAGGUUCAGGAAGGAAGUGACGAGUUGAGGAAGAGAAGUUGGGCAGGAAUUCUCAUUCUCACAGGAAUCUCAACGUACGCCGUGUCGGUGUACGUGGCGCUGGGGUUCAAGGUGCGAGGUUCUCUGUUCAUUCAAUGUCCGCUAAGCGGUCAUUCAGAUAGUGCGGAAGCUUCAAAACAACCCGGCUCUCUCGAAUAUCACCCGCAACAUGCACAAACAGUUGUUCAAAGCGCUCGCCGUCCAGACGUUCAUCCCCAUUUGCAUCAGUUUCUCGCCGUGCAUGGUCGCCUGGUACGGACCCCUCCUAUCCCUGAAUCUUGGAAUGUGGAACAACUAUUUGGGAGUGAUUGCGCUGUCCGCGUUCCCGUUCCUCGACCCGCUGGCCAUCAUAGUCUUGCUGCACAACUACCGGAACCGUCUGAUGGGUGCUGUGCCUUGGCGACCGUCCACACUUGGAACCUCAUCUUUUAGGCACACAGCCUCGAUGCUUUAG